This is a messenger RNA of Cryphonectria parasitica EP155, 1958 nucleotides long. RefSeq lists its product as uncharacterized. The transcript has 2 exons. The record is from RefSeq and is a predicted model, not a curated record. Lineage: Eukaryota; Fungi; Ascomycota; Sordariomycetes; Diaporthales; Cryphonectriaceae. Bases 1 to 1641 code for a protein of 546 amino acids.
AUGACUCGAGAAUAUCCGCCAUACGCAUUCGGCAACCGCCUUUUGGUUGAGACUGCACUCGAUCUGGCAGACUCUGAUCCGGGUCGAAUCUACGCUGCUAUACCCAAGACCAAUAAUCUCGCAGCCGACGGAUUCCGAGAUGUCACUUUUCAGGACGUGAAGCGCAUGACCAUGUGGCUGGCAGGCUGGAUUGAAGAAGCCUGGGGCAAAUCAUCAGAUCAUGGAACGAUUGCCUAUCUGGGAGUGCCCGAUCUACGCCCUCCUCUUGUCUUCUUCGCUGCGGCGAUGAGCGGCUACAAGGCGAGUUGUUCUCGUGCACGAUAUUUAAACCCAGCAGCAACAAACGCAAGCUUAUUCGAGCAAACAAAAUGCUCAAAGAUCAUCUAUGGGGCAGAAGUCAAGCCCCUGGUUGACCAACUAUGUCAGUUAACAGGAGCAUUUGCGCUUCAGAUGCCAUCAUUGGAUGAAUUGCUCGCCACAGAGCCACGAGAGUACACAUACUCGAGGAAGAAUUUCGAGGACGCCAAGAAUGACCCGAUUCUCGUCCUGCACUCUUCUGGCUCGACGGGACUGCCAAAGCCAAUCGUCAUGACAAAUGGUACCUUUGCAGCCCUUGAUAACGAGAAGACGCUGCCGGGUGUAGAAGGACGGACGAAGCGAGACUACUCCAUCUGGGACUUUGAGGGAGGGGGCAAGUUCUUCACGCCAAUGCCCUUUUUCCAUCUAUCGGGGUUCUUGACGCUCGUCAUCAACCCAGUCUUCACGGAAGCAUCGACCCCAGUCAUCGGCCUUCCGGGUGCGCCACCCGAUAGUGCCCUGCUCAAGGAGGUCUUGAAGCAGCAGAAGAUCAGGGCGAUGUACAUCCAUCCUUCUAUGGCUGAGCAACUGCUGGCAGAGCCUGAUGGUAUCGAAUACUUCAGAGGCAUCGACUUUGUCUGUUACACUGGGAGCCCGUUCUCCCCAAGCGCUGGCCAACAGCUUGUCCAAGUGACCGACCUCGUCCCUCUCUACGGCUCGACAGAGGCUUUUCAAACUCCACAGCUAGUGCCAGAUAAGGAAGACUGGGCGUACAUGGAGUGGAACCCACACUUCAAGCACGAGAUGCAACUUGCCGAGGAUGGGCUGUACGAAAUGGUCCUGUUCGCCGACGCGUCCACGGAGAAGCGCUCAGCCCUCAACCACAACUGCCCUGGCGUGUCAGAAUGGCGCACCCGCGACCUCUUCCAGGCGCACCCGUCCAAACCGAACCUUUGGCAAUACUACGGCCGACGUGACGACGUUAUCGUCUUGUGGGACUCGCACAAGUUCAACCCGAUACAGUCAGAAUUGAUUAUCGGAGCUUGCAAAUCGCUCAGUGGCGUUCUGAUCAUCGGCAAGGGCCGGCGGCAGCUUGCGUUGAUUCUGGAGGCGAGAGCAGACUACGGUGGCGAUGACCAAGCGCUCAUUGACGAAGUGUGGCCUCUUGUGGAGCAAGUCAAUGCCAAGAAUCCGCAAAACAACCAAAUCGAUCGGUCCAAGAUACUCGUCAUUCCUCCGGCGACAUUCGUCCGUGCUGGCAAAGGCACGGUGAUCAGAAAGCUUUCGGAACAGAAGCUGCAAACGCAGAUCGACGAGCUGUACGCACAGGGCAGGAAGGCAUAAUCCAGCCGAUGUUCAACCCUCUCCCUCCCAUCACCCCCCUUUGGAGCAGAUCAUGUGACACGUAGACUUGAGUCCGGAAUGGUCAGUCACAAAGGUAACAGCAUGGUUGCCUAAGGUCUGUCCCAGAAAAGAAUCCGUCGGGCUAUAAAGUAUUAUCCAUGGCUUUUCUUCCUCUUCUUUGGAGAUCGGCUAUGUUUGCACCUUGUCAUGGGCAAAGAGACUAACAAAGCCCAGAGAAACGUCUUUAUCAUUUCAUCUCGUUCUUUCGUUCCUAGUAUGUAUAGAAACAUUACUAUGAAAAACUUGAAUUGCCACCG